AUGACGACUAGUCCUAAUAAACGCUGGAGUUUCUAUCUCUGCGGUGCAAAGAAAAUCAUUGCUGCUUCGGCUACAACUGUUGAAUUGUACAAGGGCGAGAGUGCGAUUCUCAUGGACUGGAUCUACUAUCACGAAGUUGCUUCAGAAUUUAGCCUGCGGCACUGGGCUGAGGCAAGCGCCAUAGACAAUUUCUGUAAGGGGCCUCUGGCGGUACGUCCUAAGUGGGCAGCAGUUGAUGAAUCGACGGUGGGUUUCACGGUAGCUCUGACUGCUCCAAUAUGCCAGCUAAUUCAAGCUUAG
Molecule: messenger RNA, 300 nt
Organism: Penicillium lagena
Lineage: Eukaryota; Fungi; Ascomycota; Eurotiomycetes; Eurotiales; Aspergillaceae
Exons: 1
Coding region: 1-300 (99 amino acids)
Source: RefSeq, a predicted model, not a curated record